AUGAGUGCCGAGAUGAAAAAUGCUUUACAGCUUUUACCCCCGAAACCGUAUACAGAUAUAUUCAUUCGUCAUUUUCUAGAAACCACAAACUACAACUAUUACAUUUUGCACCCGCCAACCUUCUCUCAGGACUACGCGGCAUGGUGGUCCGACAGGGCAAACGGAAAACCACUGGCUCCAGAACUUACAUGUCUUGUUCUGCGAAUUUGUGCACUUUCGACGCUCUAUCUUGAUUUCGAAACUCAGCGAAAGAUCGAGUCUGAAUUAGGCGAACCCAUACAAAGCCUUUCAGAAGGAUACCAUCAUGCAGCCAAAUUGUUGAGCAUCACCAUUGGCCCCGGGAAAGGGGGCCUGACGCAUGUCCAGCAAUUGUUUCUGAUGGCUUCUUGGUUCAAAUCUGAGGGAUUGUUCAUCGAAUCCUGGCAUACUCUGAGUUCUUGUAUACACGAAGCCCAGGAAUUGGGUAUGCAUAAAAGCUCCACAAACGGGUUGUCUGAGUUUGACGUCGAAAUGAGACGACGAGUCUGGUGUCUACUCUAUGUUUGGGACUGGCAAAUGGCUCUUCUCCUUUCCCGCCCACUCAUCAUCAACCAAAGCUCUUUUGCAUUCGAACUGCCAAAUACGCAACUUGAAGGCGGUGAUAGCGAAGAACCCCCAUCGCCUAUCGCGCACAUCACGGCUCAGCUUGCGUUAGGCGAAAUCAUCACAAAAGUCCCGGGCGCAAUAGGAGGUACGAUUGACACGACUCAUGGCGAUAACAUUCGCACCGAAAUACAAAAUUGGCUUGCCUGCCUUCCUCCAGCAUACCGCAAUCCAGACCCAGACACACAAUGGGAUCUAGAAUAUCCAUACGUGGUACUGCAUCGAGCACAACUGAAUGUUGUUGGCUACAUGACCAUGUUUCUGCCGUUCAAAGCCUCUCUAGUCAAGUGUUUUGAUUCCAGCACCGCACCAGAAGAACACGAACAUCGCAGAACUGCGGUCGACAUCGCUCUCGAAUUAAUGAGCGUAUCCCGUCAACUUUUCGAUAUAGUUUUCCCUACCAACGCUAAAUUUCACCUCAUCACAUUUAUACUCCUCGAUACAGCGGCUUUCCUAUGCUCGGCCGUCAUUCAUGACAAAAGCCGCAGUCUUCCAAGAGGCGAAGAAGUUCUCCGGGCUAUUGGACUUGCUUGUUCACUGAUGAAACAACUCGCCGAAUUGACCAAGACAGGUGCAGCAUGUUUUUCAGUUUUGAAGAAGCUUGCUAGAAGCAUACCCCCAUCUUUAAAGCAAAUCAAUCAUCCGGCUGAGACUCCUGGAUUGUUGAAUGCAGAAAGUGGCAUUUUCGGGGAUUUGGACCCGGAGAUGUUUUCCUUCGACGAUUCCAUUUCGAAAUACUCGUGGUCUGAUUCAAAUCCUGACUCGGACGGGGUGUUUAUGCCUGCUUCUUUGGGUUAUUCAGUAUCUGGCAUAGAACCGCCGUCUUUUGCGGGGCUAGGUGAUUUCUCAAAUCUUGAUAUUGGUCAGCUGAAUCAGAUUUGGGAUUGGCAGGAUCUUGACUUGACUUUGUGGCCUAGUGUGCCUGUUUCGUCGGAAAUGCCAUAG
Penicillium soppii is the source of this 1587-nucleotide messenger RNA. RefSeq lists its product as uncharacterized. The record is from RefSeq and is a predicted model, not a curated record. Gene Ontology annotation, cellular component: nucleus. Gene Ontology annotation, molecular function: zinc ion binding; DNA binding. The transcript is spliced from 3 exons. NCBI's taxonomy places the organism in Eukaryota, Fungi, Ascomycota, Eurotiomycetes, Eurotiales, Aspergillaceae. Bases 1 to 1587 code for a protein of 528 amino acids. Gene Ontology annotation, biological process: DNA-templated transcription.